GGAGGUAGAACGCAGGAAGGAAGGGGCUGGGUACGGUGAGGGCCACCAGGGGCCCUGGAACCCCAAGUCCUCGUGCCCACUGCCCCAGGAUUCUCACCCACCCCCACCUAGUGAACCUGCACCCUCUCUGCUGGGCCACUGUCAGGGGAGAGGGGAAGGUUCUGGAGAGGAUCAAGGGUCAAAUGUCCAAAGAUCGGCCCCUGCCCAGGCCCCGAGAAGAGGGGGGCGGUGAGCAGCUGCCGGAGCUCAGACCUCGAGCAGACCACCAGAUUCAAGAGCAUGGCUUCUGACGGGGUCCCAAGGAAGGUCGGGGUGGUGGGGUACGGCCGCCUUGGACAGUCCCUAGUUUCUCACCUGCUGACUCAGGGACCAGAACUGGGCCUCGAACUUGUUUUUGUCUGGAAUCGUGACCCAGGACGGAUGGCGGGGAGCGUGCCCCCCUCCCUGCAGCUCCAGAACCUCGCUGCCCUCAGGGAGAGGCACCCCGACCUUGUAGUGGAAGUGGCCCAUCCCCAAAUAAUCCAGAAAUCGGGGGCACAAAUCCUGCGCUACGCCAAUCUCCUGGUGGGGUCUCCGUCAGCCCUAGCGGACCAGGCCACAGAGCAGCGGCUCCUGGAGGCCUCCCGUCGCUGGGACCACGCGGUGUUUGUGGCCCGGGGUGCCCUGUGGGGCACGGAGGACAUCACCAGAUUGGACGCGGCUGGGGGCCUCCAGAGUCUUCGUGUCACCAUGGCCACGCACCCCGAUGGCUUCCGGCUUGAGGGACCGCUGGCUGCAGUGCUCAGCACUGGGCAUCGCACUGUGCUCUAUGAAGGGCCUGUCCGCGGGCUCUGCCCCUUUGCUCCCCGCAACUCCAAUACCAUGGCGGCCGCUGCCCUGGCUGCCCCCAGCCUGGGCUUUGACCGCGUGGUUGGAGUGCUUGUGGCUGACCUCAGCCUCACAGACAGGCAUGUGGUGGACGUGGAGCUGAGCGGCCCCCCGGGCCCCACAGGACGAAGCUUCGCUGUGCACACCCACAGGGAGAACCCCGCAGAGCCAGGAGCCGUCACGGGCUCAGCCACUGUUACCGCCUUCUGGCGCAGCCUCCUCGGCUGCUGCCAACUCCCUUCCAGGCCAGGGAUCCAUCUCUGCUGAGAAGGCUCCUUCCCUAGUGGACAUCUUCGUCUCAUUUACGUCCCCCCACUACCAGCCUGCUGCUGUCCUGACCUCAGUUACCCCGGACCUCCCUCCUGUCUCAGUAAAUACUGGACACUCUUCUCCCUGCAAGGUCUGGUGUCUCCGGUCCCUUGUUUCCCUCCUGUGACGUCACGCUGCGACUUCACACCAUGCUUGGUGCCAUCACGGUCACGGGGAAGGGGAGGGGA
Suricata suricatta (meerkat) is the source of this 1364-nucleotide messenger RNA. RefSeq names its product aspartate dehydrogenase domain containing (gene ASPDH). The record is from RefSeq and is a predicted model, not a curated record. The coding region runs from base 280 to 1134 and encodes 284 amino acids. Gene Ontology annotation, biological process: NAD+ biosynthetic process. The transcript has 7 exons. Lineage: Eukaryota; Metazoa; Chordata; Mammalia; Carnivora; Herpestidae. Gene Ontology annotation, molecular function: NADP binding; L-aspartate dehydrogenase [NAD(P)+] activity.